AUGCCAUCUGAAUCGGCACAAUCUGUAAUCUUGGGAGACGACUAUGCAGAAUACGAGCAUCCCUCCUCUCUGCAUCUUGAGUCAAAGCUAGAAUUGUUGAGAUUGGAGUUGGAGAAAACCACUUUACAAGCCAAUGCCAAGCAUCAAGACCAAGAUCGCAAGAUUAAAACACUGGAGUCUCAGCUACGCGAGUCAUCCUCGUAUGCCAAGGCGCUAAAGCAUCAAUUGUCUGAAAAGAAUAAACGCAUUGAAGAAUUAUUAGAAGACACGGUUUCCAGGUCGUCUAAUAAGGACAUAUCCCUUCACGAAGCUCGAUUGAACAAUACAUUACUUCAUGAAAAUGCCAUUCUUCGAAAGCGAGUAGAUGUAGGGUUUAAUCUGGUAUUGGAGGUGUUGACGAUGUUGCAUACGACAGAUUUGGAAUUGAUUUCUGCAUGGGCUGCUUAUGCCAAAUCAACUCCAGACACUGAAGCAGAGGGUGUAUCUAGACUGAUGGCAAUAGCUUCCUCACGAGCACCACAGCUAAGGAAGAAGGAAUCAAAAUCAGAUUCCGUACAAACGGACGAUGCGUCAACGAAGAAUGAAAUUGUUGCUAUACGGGUGACCUUAGAAGCAGAACGCACCGCCCACAGUUUCGAAAUACAAGCACAUCGCAAGACAAGAAAGAGACUCGGAGACCAAGAAACACGAUUCGCAGAAUUCACCAGACGAUUAGAAACCAUUAUUGAUGGUCCUCAGCUUCGUGAGAGGAUUCAAUCUGAUUCUGUGCUAGAUAUACGGUCUCAGGGACUUUUGAGUCGUGUUUGGGACCUAAAGCAGAAAUUGGACAUUUGCAUUUCAGAUUUAGGGGAUGCAAGAGAAGCUGCCAAAGAUGGUGAGGAGUCACAUCGAAUUGUGGCAAAUCUGCAUGAGAAACAUAUAGAGCAUUUGCGAAGUGCGAUUGAGAAGAUCACAGGCCAUGUAAUGUCAGAUACACAUCGAGUCGCGUCGACCCAUCCAUCAGCGGAAGAAAUAUUGGAAGCAGAGGCUAGCUACUAUCAUGAUCGAAUCGACAGUGAAAUCGGGAUGCUUAGGCAAGAAGUUGCAUGUCUGAAAAAUGAAAAGGAAGGACUCGAGUUACAAUUAAGAUUGACUCGUGAAUCAAUGGUUGAUCAUAACGAGUGGUGUGAGCUUUUGGCUCAAUCUACCAUAAAUGCAGACGAGCUCAAAAAGUACAAGGAGGAGGCAUCUCAAAAGGGAAAGAAUAUUUCCCUUCUUCAUGAGAGAAUCGUACAUCUGAACAAUGAAAUUGAAAUCCAACGGAAUGAAAUCUGUGUGUUCAAAGAAUCCUCCAAGCGAAGUCGCGCAGAGCUGUCACGAAAGGAUACUCUCAUCAAAGAAGUCACUAGGACGAGAUCAGAAGUUGAUGACGCAAAGAAGGCUAUGGAAACAAGAUGUAAAGGUCUAGCCUCAUCAGCAUCCCGCCUGGAACGAGAAUGCAGAGAAAUGAAAUCCAAACUUGAAAAAGUUCAAAUGGAAAACACCCAGCUUUGUGACAUGGGUGUUGAAAACGAUGCAUUACGUGAUCAAGUCACGAAAUUAAAACAAGAGAUUCAGAGAAAGGAGGUCAUGAUUGAUAGGUGGAAGAUACGAGCUGAGGAAGCUCAAGAGGAAUGCAGCCGACUUCGCGAAACAAAAUCAGCCAUGAUUGAGCCCGCUCUCCACGCUACAGCACUAGAAGCUCGUAAAUCAGCUGAAGCUCGAGUGAGAUCUCUUGAACGAGAAUUGGAGCGGUCGACUCAACAAAUGAGUGUUUUGGAACGUGCUAUGGAUCGAGCAGUGAAUGCUCUUGCCAACAAUUGCUCGAAUAAUGACUUGAAUCGAUCUGUUCGAGGUUCUUUAGAGAGUAGUCUUGGUGGCGCAGGGAAUGAUAAGACCACUGCGAUAGCCAAGGAUAUUUCUGAAAAGCUACUAGGACUGGACUAUCACCAAGUAUUCACAACCCCUGGUAUCGACGUGACGAGUUCCUCAAUCUUCCCCAACAUGAUGGACAAUAUGUUUCGCUCAUCCUCUCUUUUCUCAUUAUCAUAA
Synchytrium microbalum is the source of this 2070-nucleotide messenger RNA. RefSeq lists its product as uncharacterized. The record is from RefSeq and is a predicted model, not a curated record. Lineage: Eukaryota; Fungi; Chytridiomycota; Chytridiomycetes; Synchytriales; Synchytriaceae. Bases 1 to 2070 code for a protein of 689 amino acids. The transcript is spliced from 14 exons.